ACACCAAUAUUAUCAUCAUUGUAACUUAAGCGAAAUAAACAUUAAUUUAUUUGAAGACUUACCAUAUUCGUUGCCAAGAAUAAUACAUAACAAAUGAAGUGAAAACAAAAGGUCAUUAGUUGUCAAUCAGAUCAAAAUUUCCAGUGAACAUUUCACAUUUCAUUUCUGUUUUUAUUCCAUACGUUCGUUCGGCGCUUGAGGAUGGAGGACAUCAUCGUGCCAAGGCCAAGGCGGGAAGUUCUGAGGGAACUGAAGCAGUGGUGCAUCGAUAAUUCGAAGCCAAAAACGGUUCCUAAACCUCCUCCCCGUUGGAGGCCGAAAAACAUAACGGAUGAAGCGACGCUAGCUGCGAAAUUCGAGGCUCUGUCAAAGCCCUUGCCCAGACUCAUGUACAAGAAACCACCGAGACAUAAGCACGUGAAGAUAGAAGCAUUGUCCGCCUCCACCACGCCAAGACUCGACGAACUUGCAUCGCCGCUCACCAGAAGACUGUACAUUCGUCCCUCUCAAGAUUCCACCAACCUGAUGAAUGUCAUCAAGAUAAAGCAAUCUGCGAAAGAGUACGUUGCUUCACCGAAAAUAGAGGAGCUCAGCGCAAUCCCUCGUCGCUGGAAAAAGAUCCGCAAACCAAGGAGGUUGGGCAGAGUUAACAGGAAAGCGUUGAAGGCGAAAGCAUCAAAGAGGGUGAUCAAGUUGGCGGUAGCUAUAAAACGUGAAGAACUCCAACCGCGCGAAUUCGCGUUCGUUGUUAACCCCAUCUGCUUCAAAUACCGACCGACGAAGAGAAUCUUAAAGCUUGCCGAACCGAGGUUGCUGCCUGGAGAGAAAGCGAAAAAGCCCGAAGUCAAGAAAAAGAAGAAGAAGCACGACGACGACGAUUACGAAGAUGAGGACUAAUAAUGGCGAUGAAAA
Messenger RNA from Nicrophorus vespilloides, 912 nucleotides. RefSeq lists its product as uncharacterized. The record is from RefSeq and is a predicted model, not a curated record. Bases 202 to 897 code for a protein of 231 amino acids. The transcript is spliced from 5 exons. NCBI's taxonomy places the organism in Eukaryota, Metazoa, Arthropoda, Insecta, Coleoptera, Silphidae.